Molecule: messenger RNA, 924 nt
Organism: Ipomoea nil (Japanese morning glory)
Lineage: Eukaryota; Viridiplantae; Streptophyta; Magnoliopsida; Solanales; Convolvulaceae
Product: heavy metal-associated isoprenylated plant protein 29
Exons: 3
Coding region: 418-831 (137 amino acids)
Molecular function (GO): metal ion binding
Source: RefSeq, a predicted model, not a curated record
AAAUUACCCUGAACUCCUAAUUUUGAGUCAAAUGCCUCGGUCUUAACUACCUGACCAAGAUAUCCAUAGUGUAGAGCUUCCUAAAGAUCAAAUGAGUGAAAUGACUAGCUGUCUAGCUAUAAUAUCUAAAAUCCUAUAUGGAUCUAUCAAAGAAACUUCACUACAUUUUCCAUACAAAUAUUUAAUUCUUUAAAUUAUUGCCUUAUAUGAAAUACUUGAAACCCAAGAAGCAUAUAUUAUGACUAGGCCUAGUCAGAGAUGUAUAUAUACCUGUAAUACUGCAACACCACCUCCACCUUCACCAUUGACAAUCGCUCGUAUUUACAUUUGCCUGCCUCAGUAUAUGAGUGAUGAUGGGUCGCAAUAUGACGACGGUUAGCUUCCAGAUAACACCCUAAUCAUGUUUCUAUUGUGGAGAUGAGGGUGCACAUGGACUGUCCAGGAUGCGAAAGCAAGAUUAAGAAAGCUCUCAAGAAACUUGACGGAGUGGAUGAGGUCGACAUAGAGAUGGAGAAGCAAAAGGUGACCGUGACGGGAUGGGCAGACCAGAUGAAAGUCGUUAAAACAGUUAGGAAGACGGGAAGGAAAGCGGAGCUAUGGCCAUACCCAUACAACCCCGAAUACCACAGCUUUGCCCAUCGUUACUACAACAAUUUCUACAGCAACCCAGCUACCCACUUCUCCAAACAAUACUCGUACAACUAUCACAAACACGGAUACAAUGGUCAUGAUCACGGUUACUAUCAAGAAGCACCUUACUCUAUCAUUAUCGAUGAACAAACUAGCAAGAUGUUCAGCGAUGAAAAUGCCACUGGCUGCUCUAUCAUGUGACAGUAUCCAGAUGGUUUGUAAAGAAAAUGCAUGUAUGGGUGUUCAUAUAUUUUCGAUGCACGAAUGUGACAAUAUAAUGCUUGGUUAAUUUUA